Nelumbo nucifera (sacred lotus) is the source of this 1711-nucleotide messenger RNA. Its product is annotated as 1-aminocyclopropane-1-carboxylate oxidase homolog 1-like. The record is from RefSeq and is a predicted model, not a curated record. Lineage: Eukaryota; Viridiplantae; Streptophyta; Magnoliopsida; Proteales; Nelumbonaceae.
AACAGUAAUAGUAACCAAACGCAGCCAAGGUCACCACAUGCGCAUAAAUCCACCACUAAUCAUCUUGUAGUUGGCAGAACUUUUCAAUAAGAUCCCAUUGGAUAUUUUUGUUUUUUUUCUUUUUCUGGGUAGAAUUCAUCAUCUUUAUCAUCCUGUGGUUGUUUCUUAUCUUGGAAUUUCUGUUGAACUCUACUGACUCGUUGUCUCUGGUUUCUUCCCCAUAGUUUUCCUCCUAGCUAGCUAGAACCCUGCAAAAGAGAGAAGAUGGUAGUCACAGGUGGUGCCAGCAAAGUUUCUGCAGCCGGAGUCACAUCGGAUUAUGAUCGAACGAAGGAAUUAAAAGAAUUUGAUGAAUCGAAAGCUGGUGUUAAAGGACUGGUAGACUCAGGGCUUGUGAAGGUCCCUCGUAUUUUCAUCCGCCCAUCCGAUAAAACUGACCAGAAAUCCAAUACCAGUGAGAUCCACCCGACUACAAUUCCAGUUAUAGAUUUGGGCAGCAUCCAUGAAGAUGCAAUUCGACAUGAAGAGAUCGUCGGUCAAAUCCGCCACGCAUCGGAGACAUGGGGCUUCUUUCAGGUAGUUAAUCAUGGGAUCCCUGCAAGCUUGUUGGAUGAGAUGCUUGAAGGAGUACGCAGAUUUUACGAGCAAGACAAUGAAGUGAAGAAACGAUUCUACACACGUGACAUCAGCAGAAGGGUGGUGUAUAAUAGCAAUUUCGAUUUGUAUCAAUCACCCGCAGCUAACUGGAGGGACACCUUCUAUUGCAAAAUGGCUCCUAACCCUCCAAAUCCUGAAGAAUUGCCUGAAGCUUGUAGGGAUAUAAUGAUGGAGUACUCGAGGCAGGUUGCAAGGUUAGCAGCAACGCUGUUGCAGUUGGUAUCUGAGGCAUUAACACUAGAGCCAAAACGCCUGAUAGACAUGGGAUGCGCCGAGAGUGAAGCCAUUCUGUGUCAUUACUACCCAGCCUGCCCUGAGCCCGAAUUGACAAUGGGCACUAGCAAGCAUGCUGACAAUGAUGUUGUCACCAUCCUUCUACAAGACCAUAUUGGUGGCCUCCAAGUUCUUCAUAAAAACCAUUGGGUUGACGUGCCACCCAUGCCUGGUGCUUUAGUAGUAAACGUUGGUGAUCUUUUGCAGCUUAUCUCAAAUGACAGAUUCAAAAGCGUGGACCACAGAGUGCUGGCAAAACGCAUAGGCCCCCGUGUAUCCGUAGCAUCCUUUUUCCCGUCUCGUGAAGAUUCCACACAUAUCUAUGGUCCAAUCAAGGAGCUGUUAUCGGAGGAAAAUCCUCCCAUUUACAGGGAAACCACGGCCCAAGAGUAUUCUAAUUUCUUCAGGUCUAAGGGACUCGACGAUGGAAAAUCAAAGAGAAGCAGGGAGAGACACUGGGGGAAAUUCCCUCUGUGAUAGUGUGGUUGACUUGGAAAGAAAGGAACGCAAACAUUUCUGAGAACAGGAGCACCACUUCAGAAGCAAUCCUAAGGAAGAUCAUUGUUAAGAAUGCAAAGAAUUCAGGAAGCCUCCUAUUCAGAAUUCUUUAGUUUUAGCACUUUUUAUAUGCAGUAUAAAUACCAAACAUAUGUUGAUAUGAAGACUUUUCUCUAGAUCUUCUGAUUUCCCAAUGUAUAGCUCCUUGCUGCACAUGGGCUGUUACAUGCACACACUUUUGGAAUGAGCAUAUUAUAUUCUUACCACUUCAAAAGAAUUUAAA